AGGCAACGUCUUGAUGCUUCUUCUUGAGCAACUCUGAGAGGUGAAACUUGUGGAAUUUUUCCGUGUGAUCGUCAAAAGCAAUGGCAGAAGAAUGGGCAUUUCUCGAGAGAGUGCAUCGACUCCUGUGCGAGGAACAGGUCCUUCCCACGCCACCCGAAGCCUCCGUCGUGGACUUUCACUAUCCUCACGAUCUGGCGAAAAUCAUCGACGUGUCUCUGGACACUGAAGUGCCACGCACUUUGGACGAGGCGGAGGAAAUGUGCCGCCUCGUGUUAAAGUACUCAGUCAAGACGGGUCAUCGAUUCUUCUGCAAUCAACUCUUUGGCGGCUGCGAUCCCUUCGGCCUGGCCGGCUCUUGGAUCACCGAUGCACUCAAUACUAGCCAAUACACUUUCGAAGUUGGUCCUGUAUUCACCCUAAUAGAAGACUCCGUGGUUCGGAAGUGCCUGGAUCUCUUCAAUUUUCCCAGUGGUGAUGGAAUCUUUAGUCCCGGCGGAUCCAUGUCCAACAUGUAUGCGAUGAUCCUGGCCCGUUUUCGGCUGGAUCCGCGCUACAAAUCCGCCGGAAUGUUCGAAUCCAAGCCUCUGGUGGCCUUCACGUCUCAAGAUGCACACUACAGCAUCAAGAAAGCUGCACAUUGGAUGGGCAUCGGACUGGACAAUCUGGAGACCGUGGCCACAGAUGAUCGCGGGCGAAUGCGGCCGGACGCUCUGAAGGAGGCCAUUGAACGAGUCAAAAGUGGAGGUCGUCGACCGUUCUUCGUGAAUGCAACGGCGGGAACAACCGUGCUCGGGGCCUUUGAUGAUCUCGAGAAAUUGGCGGAUGUUUGUGAGGAGGCUGGAAUUUGGCUGCAUGUGGACGCAUGCCUUGGGGGCUCUGCUAUUCUCUCGCAACGGUACAAGGGACUUCUCGCGGGAUCAGGAAGGGUAGACUCUCUGUCGUGGAAUCCUCACAAGACUCUCGGAGCGCCUCUUCAGUGCUCAAUUUUGUUGGCUCGCGAAAAGAAUAUGCUGCACAAGUGCAACUGUGCCAAUGCAGACUAUCUCUUCCAGCAGGAUAAGUUCUACGACAUCUCCUUUGACACAGGCGACAAAAGCUUUCAAUGUGGCAGAAAGGUGGACGCCUUUAAGCUGUGGCUGAUGAUGAAGGUUCGUGGCAUUGAAGGUUUGGGAGAGAAAAUGGAUAACGCCAUGGAGAUGAGUCAGUAUCUGACGGACCAAUUGAGAUCUAGGCCUGGAUUUCGCUUGGUCCUGGAUGAAUUUCAGUACACAAACAUCUGCUUCUGGUAUAUUCCUAAGAAGAUGCGAGAUCAGGAGGAGACACAGGAUUGGUGGAAAAAUCUCUAUAAGGUCGCGCCAUUGAUUAAGGAGAAAAUGGUCAAAGCUGGCUCCAUGAUGGUGGGAUUCACUCCGCUGCUGCAUAAGGGCAUUGGGAACUUCUUUCGGAUGGUUAUCACUUGUCAGCCAUCCUUUUCCCGCAACGACAUUGACCAAUUCAUCAUCCAGAUAGAGCAGUUCGGCAAUAGCCUCGCAUUCCCGUGAAGCCCUCCCAGCGUGCGACAAUCAGUAUUGUGUCUUGAAAGGGUCACAAAAUUGCCAAACCUUAUCUGCCAUACAUUCUUAUCAUUCUCCUAACAUGUCAUCCCACUAUAGGCAGAUUGACUAUUCCUCAGCUCCUAGUGAGCAGUGGAAUGUGGAGAUAUUUCAUAAGAUAUACCCGUAAAUACUUUAAAUAAAAUAAGAGAUCAUGGAAUUUUAUUACCGACAGUAUUCGGAAUAAAAGUUUUUAAAUAUCUGGAG
Molecule: messenger RNA, 1799 nt
Organism: Phlebotomus argentipes
Lineage: Eukaryota; Metazoa; Arthropoda; Insecta; Diptera; Psychodidae
Product: cysteine sulfinic acid decarboxylase
Exons: 6
Coding region: 81-1541 (486 amino acids)
Biological process (GO): carboxylic acid metabolic process
Cellular component (GO): cytoplasm
Molecular function (GO): carboxy-lyase activity; pyridoxal phosphate binding
Source: RefSeq, a predicted model, not a curated record